UGAAGCAGCUGGGAACCUUUGGCCACCUGGUCACGUGCUCAGCACCCUGGAUCCGACCAAUCGCAGGCAGCCAAGAGGCAGUUAGAGAAAGAAUUCUGGGAAUUUGCUUCUGCUCAGAAGGGCAGUUGGGAGUCUGAAGAAGACAAGAAAGAUAGAGGGGAUUCCUCCAUGUUCAGUCACUGGGCAGCGAGUAUAGUACGAUGGAUGGGCGGAAGUAGCGGACUAGGCGCCGUGGGUUGUCCCGGGUUCUGGGGGCUUCAGCGAAGGUGCCUGUCCCUCCAUGAAUACCUGAGCAUGCAGCUGCUGAAGGAAGCCGGUGUCUCGGUGCCGAAGGCCCUGGUGGCGAAGACCCCUGAGGAGGCCUUCCAAGCUGCCAAGAAGAUCGGGACGGAGGACCUGGUGGUGAAGGCCCAGGUUUUAGCCGGGGGGCGUGGCAAAGGGACCUUCGAAGGUGGGCUGAAGGGCGGCGUGCAGAUGGUGGGGUCUCCGGAGGAGGCCAAGGAGGUGGCCGCAAGAAUGAUCGGCAAGAAGCUCUUCACCAAGCAGACAGGUGAGAAAGGACAGAUCUGCAACCAGGUUCUUGUCUGCGAACGCCGAUACUUGCGGAAGGAGUAUUACUUCGCCAUCACCAUGGAGGGCAGCUUCCAGGGACCGGUGUUGAUUGGCAGCUCCCAAGGUGGAGUCAACAUUGAAGAGGUGGCUGCCAAGAACCCGGAAGCCAUCAUAAAAGAACCGGUGAACAUCGCGGAGGGCAUCCAGGAAGAUCAGGCCCUACGGCUGGCCCAGAAAAUGGGUUUUCCCACCAAGGUGGCGGGUGCAGCUGCUGAGAACAUUGUCAAGCUGUACCACCUGUUUAUCAAGUAUGAUGCACUCCUGGUGGAGAUCAACCCGCUAGCGGAAGACUCUACGGGGACUGUCAUGUGCGUGGACGCCAAGAUCAACUUUGAUGACAAUUCGGCCUUCCGUCAGAAGAAGGUCUUUGAGCUGCAGGAUUGGACCCAGAUGGAUGAGAAGGAGAGGGAGGCUGCCAACGCGGAACUGAAUUACAUUGCGUUGGAUGGGAACAUUGGUUGUCUGGUCAACGGGGCAGGCUUGGCCAUGGCCACUAUGGACAUCAUCAAGCUCCACGGAGGCUCACCGGCCAAUUUCCUGGAUGUCGGCGGAGGGGCCACGGCAGAGCAGGUGAAGGAGGCCUUCAAGCUGAUCACAUCUGACAAGCAGGUGCAGUCCAUCCUGGUCAACAUUUUUGGUGGCAUCAUGCACUGCGACAUCAUCGCCAAAGGCAUCAUCCUGGCAGCCACAGAGCUGGAGCUGAAGACUCCCGUGGUGGUCAGGUUGCAGGGCACCCAAGUCAACCAGGCGAAGGUUUUGAUAGCCCAGAGCAAACUGGAGAUCUUGGCCUGCGAUGAUCUGGAUCAGGCAGCCAAAGUAGCUGUGGGCCUCUCCAAAAUCGUGACGUUGGCCAAGGAAGCCCAGCUGCAGGUGACCUUCCAGUGGAAGACCUGAGGAAGCUUCUCUGCUUGGGAUCUCUGAAGGCCCUGAAAGCCCUCAAAGUUCUAAGGGCUGAAUCAGGCAAGCGUGGCUUCCAUCUCCACCAUGCCUGAUGAACAGGAGAUCUCCUGUAGCUUCACUUCUUCUGUCCUAUUUGUAGAUGACUAAGGAGGUCAACUGGAAACUCUAUGAUGGGCUUGGCCGGCUUCUUCCCAAUAAAACCUGGGCAUGAAGCCAACGGUGGUCUCUGGUCUCAUAAGUCCUGGGUUGGCAUGUUGGUUGGUGCCAUCCGGGCGGGUUUAGAAGCCCUCAUAAAGGACCAAGCUUUUUUGGCCAGCAUUAAACCACCAUCCAAGGAAGAGGAGAGGGGAUCACGCCAAUGUCGGUGAAGGCUCUGCUUUAAAGGGGGAAAGUUUAAGGGGUUGGUUAUCAGCCAACAAGCUAGCUUAACCGAUAGCCUGCGAUGUAACAGCCAUAAAUGGAGAAUUAUCCUUUAUGGUUGGAAGUCACGACGGUCGUAAAGCAGGACACUCAGGUGCCUGAUUUCUUCUGAUGAUUGUUAAGUAGCUUGUUAGCUUCCUCUUCUCUUCUCCUCUCCUUCUUCUGCU
Messenger RNA from Ahaetulla prasina, 2099 nucleotides. RefSeq names its product succinate--CoA ligase [ADP-forming] subunit beta, mitochondrial-like. The transcript has a single exon. Gene Ontology annotation, biological process: succinyl-CoA metabolic process; tricarboxylic acid cycle. Lineage: Eukaryota; Metazoa; Chordata; Lepidosauria; Squamata; Colubridae. The record is from RefSeq and is a predicted model, not a curated record. Gene Ontology annotation, cellular component: mitochondrion; succinate-CoA ligase complex. Gene Ontology annotation, molecular function: ATP binding; succinate-CoA ligase (ADP-forming) activity; metal ion binding. The coding region runs from base 169 to 1506 and encodes 445 amino acids.